AUGAAACUUGCUGAAAGGGUGUCUAUUUAUAAAGGAGAUAUUACAAAAUUGGAGAUAGAUGCUAUUGUAAACGCAGCAAACUCACGUCUCAAGGCUGGGGGUGGUGUUGAUGGUGCCAUACACAGGGCAGCAGGUCCUUUGCUCCAGGAUGAAUGUAAUUCACUCGGAGGAUGUGCCACUGGAGAGGCUAAAGCUACAAGUGGUUAUGAUUUGCCUGCAAAGUAUGUAAUCCAUACGGUGGGCCCUCAAGAUGGGUCUGCUCCGAAACUUCAGUCAUGUUACGAAAAUUGUCUUGCUCUUAAAAGUGAAUGCCACUUUAGAUCCAUUGCAUUCCCGUGCAUCUCAACCGCAACAAGUGCUUUGGAAAAUAGUGAAGAUCUUGAAAACCAUCCGCUAGUCCGAAUGGAAGAUGUGCAGCCGGACAGAAGUUGUGAAGUGCUAAACAUACAACAAAUUGAUUGUGUCAACAGCAUUGAAGAUGCGUGUCUUCUUAACGAUGACGAUGACUCAAAUAUCGGCAGUAUGGUAUCCAUACAAUCUGAGGAGGUUAUAGAUUACCAAGACGACAGCAGCGAUAAUGCCGAAUUGAUUGUACCUGAUAUAUUAGAACCUAGACAAGAUGAAAGUCAUUCAGCUGCAGAAAUGUUAAAGCAAAAAGCUCCUGAAAGUUGGCCUACACUGGAAAUUCUUCCUGGUGGCGUUAUAAAGAAUGCUGACAAAUAUGAAGAUGAUUUAUCUUUAACAUGCCCUGUAACAGACAGAAAUAAAAAUGAAGUCAAGGAUAUGAAGUAUGUCUGCGCAAAAUGUUCUGAGAGUUUUGAUAAUUUGAUACUUCUUGUGAAACAUGUGCGUUGGCAUGAAGAGGAGCGUAAAAAAGAAAAUGAACUAAAGAAGCUAAAACAGCAAAGCAUCGAAAAGUGUUAUAUACAAACGUGUAAGCGAAAAAUUAUAUCGGAGAAGAAAACAAAACGUAAAGUGCCAAAGAAGUCA
Molecule: messenger RNA, 990 nt
Organism: Iphiclides podalirius (scarce swallowtail)
Lineage: Eukaryota; Metazoa; Arthropoda; Insecta; Lepidoptera; Papilionidae
Source: the annotation of a GenBank genome assembly